Messenger RNA from Nicotiana tabacum (common tobacco), 3270 nucleotides. Lineage: Eukaryota; Viridiplantae; Streptophyta; Magnoliopsida; Solanales; Solanaceae. The record is from RefSeq and is a predicted model, not a curated record.
AUCUUGGGCGGGUCAAAUGGGUUUGGGCUCAAAUUGCCACCCCUAGCUGGAGGAGACUCGGGUCACUUCCUGGUUGAGAUGGGGUUACAUCAGGGAUCAGCCCUUAGCCCGUUUUUAUUUUCCUUGGCGAUGGACGCAUUGACGCGACACAUUCAAGGGGAGGUGUCAUGGUGUAUGUUAUUUGCAGAUGAUAUAGUUCUGAUUGACGAGACGAGAGCUGGUGUUAACGAGAGACUGGAGGUUUGGAGACAGACUCUCGAGUCUAAAGGUUUCAAGUCGAGCAGAACUAAGACAAAUUAUUUGGAGUGCAAGUUCAGCGACGUUACCCAGGAAGCGGACAUGGAUGUGAGGCUUGAUACACAAGUUAUCCCCAGGAGAGGUAGUUUCAAGUACCUUGGGUCAAUAAUACAAGGUGAUGGAGAGAUUGACGAGGAUGUUACGCAUUGUAUCGGAGCAAGGUGGAUGAAUUGGAGGCUAGUUUCUGGUCUGUUGUGUGAUGAGAAUGUACCACUAAAACAUAAAGGUAAGUUCUACAAAGUAGUGGUUAGACCGACUAUGUUGUAUGGGGUAGAGUGUUGGCUGGUAACGAACUCGCAUGUCCAGAAGAUGAAAGUAGCGGAGAUGAGGAUGUUGAGAUGGAUGUGUGGGCAUACAAGGUUUGAUAAGAUUAGGAAUGAAUUCAUUCGGGAUAAGGUGGGUGUGGCCCCCGUGAAGGAUAAGAUGCGAGAGACGAGGCUGAGAUGGUUCGGACAUGUUAAGAGGAGAAGCACAGAAGCCUCGGUUAGGAGGUGUGAGAGGUUAGCCUUGGGGGUAUGAUGAAGGUUAGAGGUAGGCCAAAGAAAUCGUGGGAGAGGUGAUUAGGCGGGACAUGGCGCAGCUGGAGCUGACUGAGGACAUGACCCUUGAUAGGAGGGUGUGGAGGUCGAGGAUUAGGACAGUAGGCUAGUAGGUAUUCGAGUGUUUCCCCCUACACUCUCAGUCCGAUAGCUUUAGUAUUAGUAUGUUGUAUUUUAUUCUUAGAUUGUUAUUACUAUCUAGCGUAUAAUUGUUCGAUAGCAUUAGUAUUAGUAUGUUGUCUUCUAUUCUUAGAUUGUUAUUACUACCCAGCGUAUAAUUGUUGUUUUGACUACGGUUUUCUUCUUUUAUCUUGUUGUUAUUAAUACUUACUGCCUUCACUUCCUUUAUUUAGCCGAGGGUCUAUUGGAAACAGUCUCUCUACCCUUCCAGGGUAGGGGUAAGGCUGCGUACAUCUUACCCUCCCCAGACCCCACUUGUGGGAAUUUACUGGGUUUGUUGUUGUUAUUGCUGUUGUACUAUGUUCAAUUAGAAUCGAUAGAAGGCGAGUAGGAUUGAUGUGAGGCUGUAGGAAAGUAUACAUCUGACAGUCUGGGAGCAAACUCCAUGGUAAUAUAACGUCCAUUGACACAGCUACCAUCUAGGAGUGAGAGACAAUUUAGAAUCCACUUUAUCUACGAACAAGGAGAUUAUAGGUAAUGCAACUAUGAAAUUUUAUGGAAAGUUUAAUCCUAGCAUACGAUGAAUGCUUACGCCAUGAUUAAGAACCAUGCACCAAGAUGAUGAUUGUGAAUGUUUCCCUAGAAAACCAAAAACCACAAACUUCUGUACUUUAAUAACUAUAUCGGGUUGUCUUUCCCUUCAAAACACUUUGAAUUCCUUCUCCCCAUAAUACCCAACAAACACAAGCUGGAACUGUGCUCCAUACUCUUUUCAGGGACUUUCUUAUACCACCACAGCCUAACAACAAAAUUUUCACUAAACAAGGCAUUACAAACGUCAAAUUGAACAGAUUAAAAAAAUGCUCCAUAGUUGUCUUGCGGCUGUACAGUGUAUAAAAAAUGGUUGUUGCUCUCUUCCUCCUUGUUACACAUAUAACACCUAAUGCACAUCACCAUCCCCCCAUCGCUUCAAGUUCCUUUGAGUAAGACAAGCAUCAUGCAUGAGCAGACAUUUCAUCAGAAGCUUUGAUUAUGUACUUUCAAGUUCUUAAUUCCAAGUCCACCUCUUCUUUUAUCUUGUACCACUCUCUUCCAUUUCACCAAACGAAAUGCUCUUUUUUCCUCGUUUCUGUUCCACCAAAAAUUCCUUCUGAUUUUAUCCAAUUUCUUCUUUACACUAAUCGUCUUAAGAAAUAAAGACAUAAGAUAGGUCGGCAGAGCAUCCAAACACUAUUAAUGAAUAAUUGAAUAUCAUCCUACCUCCAAAAGACAGGUAUUGUCUUUUCCAAGUAGUAGGUUUCUUUUCAAAUCUUUCUUCAAUCUUUUGCCACACAGGUUUAGCCUUGUAUCUAGCUCCUAAUGGCAUACCCAGGUAUGUCGUGGGAAGCUUACCUAUUAGACAUCCAGUUCUCGCCCAAUCUUCUUAAGUCCUCCACAUUAUUAACAGGAAAUAAUGAACUCUUCCCUGGGUUAAUUUUUAGCCCAUAGAUAGCUUUAUACAGUAGCAAGAUACCCCUCAAGUACCUGAGUUGAUUCUCCUCAGCCCCACAAAAUAUAAGUGUGUCAUCAACAUAACGAAUAUGAGAAACCUCCACUCUGUUGAGGCCCCCUAGCCCGGCAGUAAAAUCUUUGAUCCAAUUCCUAAACCUAGCUUUGCAAAGCAUAAGAUUAAGGCCCUCCAUAGCUAGGAUGAAUAAGAAGGGAGACAGUGGGUCCCCCUGUAAGCCCCUGUAUAAGGAGAAAAAAAAGGUUCUGGACUCCCAUACACAAUCACAGAGAACUUUACACUUGAAAUACACCAAUCCAUCCGCCCAAUCCACUUUUCUCCGAACCCAUCUCUUUUAAAAGAUUAAGCAAGUAUGACCAAUUGACGUGAUCAAAAGCUUUUUCAAUGUCCAACUUGCACAUAUUCCAGCUUCAUUUUUCCCAAGGAGAAUAGGAAAUCGAUGCGUAGGAACAUGUCAUCAGCAUGAAAAAAAGCUAGAAAUGCGACUAAUACCUCGUAGUUACUGGUUGAAGAGCAGGAGAAACAAGCGAGAUACAAGAAUCUAAAACACACUAAAACAUGAUCAUUUACUUCGACAUAAUCUAAGGUUUUUCAAACAUUGUUAUAUCUCAUACAAUAAUUCCUUAACCGUUUCAUUGUUCGAUGAGAAUGGAUAAUAAGCUCGAUAGACUGACAUUAGGGGACAUAAAUACAAGUAACCUAAGUUACUCGGACACGAGUGCGGGUGUCCGACACGGGUGCAGAUCUAGAGGUCGGAUCCUUUGAGAUGUAAAUUCUAAGAUUCGAGGAUAAGGAUCCUAGUACGGA